Molecule: messenger RNA, 4756 nt
Organism: Acanthochromis polyacanthus (spiny chromis)
Lineage: Eukaryota; Metazoa; Chordata; Actinopteri; Pomacentridae
Gene: mapk3
Product: mitogen-activated protein kinase 3
Exons: 9
Coding region: 15-1190 (391 amino acids)
Biological process (GO): protein phosphorylation; intracellular signal transduction
Cellular component (GO): cytoplasm; nucleus
Molecular function (GO): ATP binding; MAP kinase activity
Source: RefSeq, a predicted model, not a curated record
UUAGGAGAGGAAGAAUGGCGGAUUCGAGCAGCGCUGCAGCGGUCGGGGCCGCAGGCUCCAACAGCGCUGCUGCUGGAGCGGCUGGCACUGUUGCGCAUGAAGGAGCGCCCGGAGCUGCGGGACCGAAGACUGGGUCCGAGUCCGUGAAGGGCCAGAUUUUUGAUGUGGGCCCCCGCUACACGAACCUGUCUUACAUCGGGGAGGGGGCAUACGGAAUGGUGUGCUCCGCUCUGGACAACUUGACAAACCAGCGCGUAGCCAUCAAGAAAAUCAGCCCGUUUGAGCACCAGACGUACUGCCAGCGCACACUGAGGGAAAUCAAGAUCCUGCUGCGUUUCCACCAUGAGAAUAUCAUCGGCAUCAACGACAUUCUCAGGGCACGGCACAUUGACAACAUGAGGGAUGUCUACAUCGUGCAGACUCUGAUGGAAACUGACCUGUACAAGCUGCUGAAGAGCCAGAGGCUAAGCAACGACCACGUCUGCUAUUUCCUCUACCAGAUCCUGCGAGGCCUCAAGUACAUUCACUCCGCCAACGUGUUGCACCGUGACCUCAAGCCCUCCAACCUGCUCAUCAACACCACCUGCGACCUCAAGAUCUGUGACUUUGGCCUGGCACGGAUAGCCGACCCUGAGCACGACCACACAGGCUUCUUGACUGAAUAUGUGGCUACACGUUGGUACAGGGCUCCAGAAAUCAUGCUCAACUCAAAGGGCUACUCUAAGUCCAUUGACAUCUGGUCAGUGGGCUGCAUCCUGGCUGAGAUGUUGUCCAACAAGCCUAUCUUCCCUGGGAAACACUACUUGGACCAGCUCAACCACAUACUGGGUGUCCUUGGCUCUCCAUCUCAAGAAGAUCUGAACUGUAUCAUCAACAUGAAGGCAAGGAACUACUUGCAGUCUCUGCCUGACAAACCCAGGGUCCCAUGGGAAAAGCUUUUCUACAAGGCAGACUCGAAAGCCCUGGACCUGCUGGGCCGCAUGCUGACCUUUAACCCCAUCAAGCGCAUCAGCGUUGAGGAGGCCCUGGCUCAUCCUUACCUGGAACAGUACUACGAUCCCACAGAUGAGCCUGUAGCAGAGGAGCCCUUCACUUUCUCCAUGGAACUGGAUGACCUUCCCAAGGAGAAGCUGAAGGAACUGAUCUUCGAGGAGACGGCUCGUUUCCAGGAAAACUACCAGGGCUCCUGAGAUACAGUCCUAAGGAGUGACAAAGCCACAUGGAGGCUUGGAACAAGAAGACCCCAAACGACAUGCUAAAACAAAAGAAAAAUGCAUCUUCAAGAAACCAACAAAAGAUAAAAACAAGAAAUAUGAACAUUUAACUGCUUAUCUUUCCAUUUCUACUGCAAGAGAGCUAAGUUUAAAUUUGAUUUCUGUGGCUGGGUGGGGUGGUAGGGUCUGUCAUACUGUUUCGGUUUCGUCCAUGUUGAACUCCUCCCUCCUCUCGCCUCAUGUUUGGUUUCUUGUUUUUCGUCCCAUCUACAGUAACUCACUGCCCUUCUCCUCUCCCCAUUGAACCCUUUGUUCAUGUCGCUGAUUAGUCUGAGCUCUCCUGUGUCUCCUCUCUCAGUAGCCUCCUCUCAUAUAUACACAUACUACUGUAUUAACCAACACCAUAACUUUCUUGUCUUGAUCCAUGUAAAUCUCAACCUGGAAAAAUUGAGGGCUUAAAGCACGGGGAUGCUAAUCGGGUUUGUGUAUGUACAUACAAAAAUAUAAAAGCUUUUUUUUCUUUUUUAUGUGCUUGUCACGGUUUUCGUUUCUACACCAUUAUUUCAGUGUUUUGGGUUCGAUUCAGUCGUAUUUGUAUGUUUUUGAGGUUUAUAUUUGCUAGUCAUUUUUCAACUCUUUCUUUUGAGACAAGCUUUCAGUGUUUUUACUGGCAUGUUGGCAGGAUUUCUUUAUUGUCGCUCUUUUUUUUUUUCUAAAAAACAAAAAGUGUAUGAUGUUCAUAUGAAUGCAUGCAUUCCUGAAAUUUACCAAAGUGGCAGAGAUUCAAGGAACCUGGCUGGUGUGCAACAUAGGAAUACUAGUUUUUAAACAUUUCUUGACCUAACUCUUGGACCAAGAGCAGAGGAACUGUACUCUGUCUAUUUGUGAAAGAUCUGAUGUAUCCAGGAGGUGCUGCGUGAUUUGAACAAAUUGGAUAGAAGCAAAAACUACAAAAUAAUUUCUAAAAGUGCAUGCUUGAUAAGAUGUUGUGGCUGUGAUGUCAAAGCCCCAUUAUCUAGAACCUUCAUGGUGCUCUGUGCCACAUCAAAUCAGUGUGUUUUAUCUUUUUCUUACCACAGUGCUGCUCAGCUGCACCCACAUUAUCAUCACCACACUGUGGGAGUCGCACUUGAAAUUGAACAACCAACCUCAGUUAGUGUAAAUUAAAGUGUUUAUUUGUCAGAAUGUAGAAACACGACUCUGGUGUAACAUUACUGUAUCAUCUACAUUUGGCCUAUAACAUCGUUCUGUAUUGAGUUACGUUCCUGUAACAAAUACAAAGCAGCAGACUGGUGAAGCCCUCUGUUUAAAGUUCACUUUAAACCAGUUUUUAGUGAUGCUCAUUCUGGAAAAUGGGGGUUUGUUUGACAACCUUUCACAUCCCACAAUGCUAUUCUUUCUUCUGUCUGCUGCUGUUUGACUCAGGACAGCUCUUGCAUGGAGUCAAGCAUGUACGCAGCCAGAGGCCUCAGCUGGCAGCAAACAGAUUAAUGCAAUUUCCAACAGGUAUUUUUAGAAUUAUGAUCAUUUCGGCUUAAAGCGAGGAAAAAAAACAAAUUACGUCCCAGUAAGCCCAGCCCUGGUGCGAUCUCCUCAAAAUGGAAUGCACUUCCAUUAUUAUUAACCUUUGUGAUUUUCCUGCUGUGACAUGCCAGGAUGUCAGCUGUGAGAAAGAUCUGAUGAUGUGAAUGGAGUGCUGCUUGUAAAAGGCCUGGAUUUCUUGUUCUUUAAAUUUUAACGAGCAGCACUGUAGAAAACUGGAUAUAAUCAACAGAAAAAUCACAGGAAUGUACAGUUUUACCUGCUCAGUGCACAACUGUCAUCAGUCUGGUUGUACAGUGCACAUCAUGGUUUCCCUUUCUGCCUGUUUUCUAUCUGUGCUGCCGCUAUCCUUUUCGCUUGUAUGCGUUUUCUCACCUUCCUGUUAACAAACUGGGUGUGUAUUCUCAGAGAUGUCUUGUGCAUGUCUCUUAUUUCUGUCUGUUCAUUAUUCCUGUGUCUUUUUUCUGGAUCUGACUGUACUAACUGCUGCUUGGUGGAGCUCCAGUUCAGUCUGCACUAAUUAUUCUUUUUUUUGCCUGUUGUACUUGGAACGCCCCAAGAAAUGGACCAACACAUGCACCGGAUCGAUGCUGAUAGACCCAGAUCCAGAGCGCUCACUGGCCUCGCAGAUUCGUUGUAUGUCUCGCGCUCGAGUUGUUCUCUCAGAAGCCAUAGCCAGCACUCUGGAAUCGAUGUGAGGCUUUUUGGCGCAUGCGGCGAUCUUCAUCUUUUUCGUUCAACCUCCAGACUCUCACCAUGCUUUACUCAAAAGGGCUGCCUCCUCCUCCUCUUCGUCCUCCUCUUUCCUCCCCCGUCCUCCCACCUCUUUCUGCUUGUCCACAGCAGGACUGGUGAACACCUUCCAUUGACUUUUGCUGCCGCUUUCCCUCCUCAGAAAACCCUCACCUGGAUCAUGAACAGUCACACAAGCAGGAAACUUGCUCCAAUCACAUGACUCAAUCAGCACGUCUGCACUUUGUCUUUCCAGCCACGCGCCCCACCCCCUCCGUCUCUCCCUCCCAUGUUCGAGGUUGUUUUUGGUUGUAUUGGUUGGUCUUUCCUUUCCCCGUCUUAUAUCCUGCUUGUUGAGCUUUAAGUUUUCACGUGCUGCGUGUGUUAAGACUCAUGGAUGGUCUGCAGUAAUUUAUGUCUGUGUACAAGUGUUUGUGUAUCUGCUCAUCAGUAACAUAAAGCCAAGACUCUUCUCGUCAUGUCUGUGUGUUUGUUGUGGAACUGUUUCCUCGCCGCUUGGGCCCUCUCCUCUGCAGUUACCUGUGCUUUUACAUCUCAGAGAUGGUGGGUUUUUUUUUUUGUCUUUUAGACCAACACAAAAACUGUAACACAGAUAUUUUCACAUGGUCACCAAUUAACCAGGCCCUGCUAGCUUUUUUUUUUCCUCCAGACCAAACAUUUUACUGGGUAACCAUGGGAAUGAACCAAGAGGACCACGUUUUCCAAUCCUCCUGACACACACACUUCCUCUCUGACUUUGUGAGAAGUGUUUGUGAAAAGUUGCACUUAAACACACCAUCUACAUUCACACAGUAUCGACCAGUCUAAAGGCCUGUCCGUCAUGAAGGCCUGUUUCCAGAUAUUGUUGUUUUUAAAUGGCUGUUCUUAUUAUUGCUAUCGUUGAUAUUGGUGAGAUGUUGUAUUUUCUUUUUUCUUUUUUUUUUUUUUACAUAAAAGGGAGUUAAAGUUGUAUCAUUUUUUAAAAUUAGUAUGUUUUUAUUUGUAUUUUUUUCCUUAUUUCUUUUAUGGGCGUGAUUAUUAUUAUUGGCAGUGUUUUCGAUCUUUCUAAAACCUCUAUUUUUUUUUUCUUUGAUUUCCCCUACAGGACCUUAUGAGGAAUUAUUUUAAAAAAAGAUAUAAGUAGAUUGUCAGAGAUAUGAGUUAUUGAGGGUUAUAGUCUGUAUAUUCUAUGGGUAUUAUGAAUUAAACAAUUAACAAAAACAAAAUUAUAUACAUAUAAUUAAAUAAAAUUUCCUGAUACUGUUAAA